GACCCAUCUAGCGAUGUCUUCGCCCCAGGCUGCAUGUUGGUCUCAGGGGACCCCAGUCUGCACUCAAGUUGCAUCCCCUGAAGCGAAAGAGGAGGAAGACAAGAUAGGCGAUGUCAGCGCCAAGUGCCAAGUGUCACACGGUGAGCACAAGGGGAGGUCAGUGCAACUCUUUCUCCCUGGGCAAUGAACAGAGCCACUCCCAGCUUAGUGCACUUUCCUGGAAGGAUAUUACCAGUGCUUUGUCUCUGGCCAACAUGGUGCUGGGGCUCUUCUCCAUCUUCUGCAGCUUCAGCAGGAAAUCCCAGUGUGCCUCCUGGAUGCUCCUGAUCAGCUUCCUGUUAGACACGCUCAUCGGGACGAUGACCAGACACCUCCAUAUCUGCUCCAAGCUGGGAGCGGAACUGAAUGAUUUUGCUAUCUUCACCACCUUCGGCUUGGCUUCAGCUUUGCUCCUGGGAGUGGAUGGGCCUCUGAACGGCUUCCUGGCCAUCAUCUAUGUGUUAGCCACUUCGUUCCGCCUGUGUUUUUGUCCAACUGGAGGCACACCUGUCUCCAAGGGGCUGCCCUGCCCCUAUGCUUCCUGUGUCCUGGCCUCCACCUCCCUGCUGACCAAAGGCAACACCUUCAUUCUCUGCUGCAUGGCCUCCCUCCUCAUCCUGUUCAUGAUUGACCAGAGCUACUACCCCCAUGAUGAGAUCCUGGAGUCUGAGAGCUGGAAGAAAGCAGUGUUUUUGGGAGGUGUCAUCCUGCUGUUUUUCUCCCCAUUCUCACUCACUGCUUUUUACUGCCUCCUGUGGUCGCUCUCCUACAUUUUCUUUCCAGAUGCCCUGUGGGGCAAGGCCAUUUGCUUCAGGCUAUGACCCUAGUGAGCCCUGCAGUCCGCCAGCUCCACCAGCCCUGCUGGGCGCCCUGCCAGCACAUCGAUGGACCACCCUGCUUUAGCCUCACUAAAGCAUUUCUUGUUGUCACAUGCUGCACGCCUGAUCUCUCAGCAGCCUUGAACAAGAACAGCCCACAGUGC
Ochotona princeps (American pika) is the source of this 1021-nucleotide messenger RNA. It is a transcript of the gene TMEM269, whose product is annotated as transmembrane protein 269. Gene Ontology annotation, molecular function: phosphotransferase activity, for other substituted phosphate groups. Gene Ontology annotation, cellular component: membrane. Gene Ontology annotation, biological process: phospholipid biosynthetic process. Bases 111 to 860 code for a protein of 249 amino acids. The record is from RefSeq and is a predicted model, not a curated record. Lineage: Eukaryota; Metazoa; Chordata; Mammalia; Lagomorpha; Ochotonidae. The transcript is spliced from 7 exons.